Messenger RNA from Fomitiporia mediterranea MF3/22, 3096 nucleotides. RefSeq lists its product as uncharacterized. The transcript has 10 exons. Lineage: Eukaryota; Fungi; Basidiomycota; Agaricomycetes; Hymenochaetales; Hymenochaetaceae. The record is from RefSeq and is a predicted model, not a curated record. The coding region runs from base 1 to 2832 and encodes 943 amino acids.
AUGGGCCCUAAUAGCCCGCCACAGACGCCGACGGCCAUCACGGGAAGUUCUCCGUCAACAAAGCUAGAUCUGCACCCGACCGCGUCUGCUGGUUCUCGUGAUGAGUGGCUGCCACUGAUGGCUGAUGGUGGCAGCACACCCUUACCGAGGGACUUGCAACCUCGUACAAGUCCUCGACGUAACAUGCGUCAGGCUGAGACUAAUGAACACGCAUUGGACCGUCGAAUGCAUGCGACGAGCUUCAACGAGUUCGCACAGUUUUUGAUACGCUUCAAUAAUGAAACUGUCCAAGGUGUAGACACGCGGUUCAAGGAAUUCGAGACGACGCUCGGGGAAAAGUUACAGCGCAUCCUAAGCUCAGAGAAAGAAUACGAGAGACACGUGGAUACGCGAGUGAAUUUGCUGUCGAAGACUGUGCAGGAUGGAUUGAAGCAAGUGUUUGAAGGAGAGAGGCAGGAGAGAGAAAGCAGGGAUGCAGCUCUUGUGAAGGGUGUUGCGGACGCGAUCCUACCUGCGCUUGGUACAAGAUUGGACGAAGUUGUACGAUGUAUCAAGGCUAACGAGACUACGACGAGAGCUCUCCAAAACUCUGUUAGAUCACUGGAAACGCGCUUGAAAGUUCUUGAAGUGCAGACACGCUCUUCGUCCACCUCCAUGGCUAACUCCGACGCUUCUUCCUCCACUACUGCUCUUUCGUCUCUGAUAACUCCAGCAUCGGAUUCUAACGUAUCAAAACGGCUUGCAGAACAACUUCAAGAAUUCGAGUGCCUGAUCACACGCUUAGGUGAAUACAUCGAACAAGCGCGUGAUGAGGCACACGCCGACAAGGAGGAACUCGCAGCGCUCUUUGAAGAAACGCAUAAGAAUCUAACUUUGACCAUGCAUGGUGAACUUCUUGCUCUUAAGAACGCUGUUGGUGUCGGGAAAUGCCGCUCCAGGGGUUCGGGAGAUAAGCAUGGUUCACUAAGGCCAAAACCUCGAAGCCUCAUGGAACGAUUGGACGCUCUUGCUAUGGAUGUUCAGGAGGCUAUGGAACAUUUUAAGGAUGCUGAGGCGGCGCGUGACAUUGGGGAUUCAUCAGAGGCGAGGGCAAUUCUGAAUAUCCUGGCUAACCGUAAGAAAGGGGAGCACGGGACUCGAAGGGUCUUUCAUGAUACCGCUGUGAUAACCAACGAUUAUGAACAUGCGGAUCCGGACGCCAACGAUAAGCCCGGAGAGACUGCCAGUUUCGUUGACAGGACAGUGACACUCGGGCCCUCCCUCAGUGAAGCUAGUCGUAGUGGGUCAGUAACUCCGAGACAUGGUUCCCCAGGUCCCGCUUUACAAGAAGACGAACCUUUCUCAGCAACUACACUGGUUGGCGAACUCCUACAACCAACCUCCGUCGUUGGGAACCUUUCUCCAGUCUCCAGCUGGACAGCACCUUUCCCACAUCAGUGGUCUGCUCCUAGCUCCGAAUCUCCCACAAGGACAGGACUUGCCUUGGACACCACGAUAGAAACUCCUGCAGAUCCGUGUGACACAAUUCCGACAAGUUUGCAAGUGUGUGGUGAUGACACAGCUGCGGAGUCACAAAGGCAGCUCAUCACACCUCCUCCAUCAGCCGAGGCGUCAGUCUCUCGUUCCCCGAGUGUGACUCUGAAGAGGAAGGCGGAUGAAGACAUUACCGAUUCCGAUGAGGGUGUAUCUCAGGCCCCCGCCGAGAAAACGAUCAACGAUGAUCAUGAUUUAGGACAAGUCGACUUUUCGCUAGACUUGAAUAGGAGUCCUUCUCCACUCACGUCGGAAGAUAGCAUCCCUGCUGGUGACCUUGCCAAGUGUCUAUCACCACUCACGUCUCUGGCGUCUGAGAUAAGCGAGAAUCCGUCUGUGUCAGGUCAAAGUAGCUUAUCCGAUCCAGAGCCAGAGGAAAUUGUCUUGUCUAGUGCCACCGCUCCGCGUUCUGCUUCUCCUUCUAAACGAGCGGCUCCACAGGUUCAUGAAGAGAAGAGUGUUCAGAAUGCUGAAGAGAGGCAUUGGUGCCCCGAAGGUUGUGGACGGAGCUAUACGAUCAAAGCCAGCCUUAACAGGCAUCUCAAAACAAGGUGUAAAAAUGCUCGGAGGUCACUCACUACCACCAACACUCGAGCAACUAGUCCAAUAUCAACUAACUCUUCGUCUAAGCGGAGGAAGAUCGAUCACAAGGGCACCAAGUCUUCAAGUCGUGCGAGUUCAGAGAGCAGACGACGAGAAAAGCAGGAAAAGGUAGAAGAGGUGGAGCCGUCUUUCUGUCAUCCUGCAGACGUUCUUCAGAAAUGCGAUUGGCCUGAUAAAGCUAUGGUUAACGACAAAUUCGAUCACCAACUCCUGAUGUGUGACAGAUGUGAUUCAUCCUUUCACUACCGUUGUGUUGGAGUUAAGCGAGGAGAUGAUAGACUGAUUCCGGAAGCAGAAUUCAUUUGUCCACCAUGUGCUUAUAUCGAUGAUCCCGAAAAUGCGGUGAAGGGAAACGCGGGGAACACCUGUAGCAGGCCGGACUGCGACUGGCCGGGCGAAGCAAGCAACGAAUUAGAGGAUUAUUUCAUUGUUGAACGAAUAUUGGGGAGAUCCACAGUGAACACUGCGACCUCAUUCAAGUAUGUAUGGCUAACCAAAUGGCUUGGGUAUCCCAUAAAGGAAUGCGACUGGCUAGAAGAAGAUGGAUUGCCAGAAGCAGACAAGCUCAUUAGCCGAUUUUAUGCUGCAGCCUUUGAGGAAAAGCUGCAAAUCCGAGAUGAUGAUGCUAUUUAUCUGCUUGACGAGGCACGGAGCAAGCUGUACUUGGCGGUGAAGAUGAAAUGGAAAUGGGCAUGAGACUCGGACAGUCUGAACGCAAAAACACGCAUUUUCCAUUGCUCUUUUUUGUCGAGAAUGAAAAUACUGUGUUUUUGCACAUUCCUUCAUCUCCCAACUCUCGGAACGUUUACUGAAAAAUGCUGACUAUACAACGCAACUUACUCUUUUCUACAUACAGACGCUAUGCGCUUCAUAUGUUUCCCACAUAUUGUAAAGUAGUUCUCUUGUAAUUCUCUUCGAUUUCUCUGCCUGCAAAAUGUACUUACCGACAGUGGUAAUCAU